Messenger RNA from Anopheles coustani, 2029 nucleotides. It is a transcript of the gene ScpX, whose product is annotated as sterol carrier protein 2. Bases 215 to 1849 code for a protein of 544 amino acids. The transcript is spliced from 4 exons. Lineage: Eukaryota; Metazoa; Arthropoda; Insecta; Diptera; Culicidae. The record is from RefSeq and is a predicted model, not a curated record. Gene Ontology annotation, molecular function: acyltransferase activity, transferring groups other than amino-acyl groups.
CGUACGCUGAACAAGAUUCGCCACUGGCGGAGAUAGUGAAUUUAUUCCCUUCAGUACACUUUCGUCUGUGCGCUGGAUUACGCAGCUGGGAACAGAGGUUUCCUGUGUUACAAGGGCUACAGUUUAGGGUAAACGUUUUAGCUGCUGUCCCAGUACGUUCGCUUUCGUUGAUCGAGUUAAAAGUAGUGAACAAAUUUCCCUCGUUCGUGAAAACAUGGGUGUUCCAAAAGUGUACGUUGUCGGUGUUGGCAUGACGAAGUUCGAAAAACCGGGUCGCCGGGAGGACUUUGACUAUCCCCAGAUGGCCAAGGAAGCGGUCACCAAAGCCCUGAAAGAUGCUCGCAUUCAGUACAGCGACGUGCAGCAGGCGACGGUCGGCUACGUGUACGGCGACUCAACCUGUGGGCAGCGUGCAUUGUACGAAAUCGGCUUUACCGGAAUUCCGGUUUACAAUGUCAAUAACAACUGCUCGACCGGUUCGACGGCGCUAUUUCUCGCGAAGCAGCUGAUCGAAACCGGCAACAACGAUUGUGUGCUGGCACUCGGUUUCGAGAAGAUGGAACGAGGUUCCCUGACGUCGAAAUAUCUGGACCGUACGAACCCGGUCGAGUUGCUUGUUACGGCCAUGGCUGAGAACCAUGAAAUUACCGGCGCUCCCAUCUCUGCCCAGCUGUUUGGCAAUGCCGGCCUGGAGCAUAUGAAAAAGUACGGCACGAAGCCGGAACACUUUGCCAAGAUUGCUUACAAAAAUCACAAACAUUCCACCAACAACCCGUAUUCCCAGUUCCAGGACGAGUACAGCCUCGAACAGAUUCAAAAGUCGCCAGUGGUACACGAAAUCCUGACCAAAUUGCAGUGCUGCCCAACUAGCGAUGGAAGCGCUUGCUGCAUUCUGGCCUCGGAAAGCUUCGUGAAGCGACACGGUCUAGAAGGGCAGGCUGUGGAAAUUGUUGCCAUGGAAAUGUCGACCGAUGUUCCCAGCUCGUUUAGCGAGGGCAGCGCGAUGAAAAUCGUCGGUUACGACAUGACGCGCAACGCGGUACAAAAGGUGUUCGGCAAGACGAACUUCAAACCUAAAGACGUCGAUGUGGUUGAACUGCACGAUUGCUUCUCCGCUAAUGAACUGAUCACGUAUGAAGCGCUCGGUCUGUGCGAACCUGGCAAGGCCGGCGAGUUCAUCGACCGUGGCGACAACACGUAUGGAGGACGCGUAGUCGUGAAUCCCAGUGGAGGAUUAAUCUCCAAGGGACAUCCCCUGGGUGCCACGGGAUUGGCGCAGUGCUCGGAGCUCUGCUGGCAACUGCGCGGCGAAGCGGACAAGCGCCAGGUGAAGAACGCUAAGCUGGCCUUGCAACACAACAUCGGGCUCGGUGGCGCCGUAGUAGUUGGCCUGUAUCGGCUCGGUUUCCCCUAUGCCAAGCGGCCAAUCAACCCCAGCCUAACGGCAGCCGGCAAGCUGAAGGACACGCCCGACGGUUUCCUGGUUACUCCGUACAUGAAGGUGCUGGAAGAAGCGAUGCAGGACGAUAAGGACAACUUGAUCGAGGGCGUGCGCGGUAUUUACGGCUUCAAAGUCACCAACGGACCGGACGGUGCCGAGGGAUACUGGGUAAUCAACGCGAAAGUCGGCAAAGGAUCAGUACGCUAUCGUGGUACCGACAAACCGGACGUCACAUUCAUCAUGAACGACGUCGACGUCGUUGACCUGAUUUCAGGCAAGCUGAACCCACAGAAGGCUUUCUUCCAAGGCAAAGUGAAAGUACAGGGCAACAUGGGUCUAGCGAUGAAGCUGAUGGACUUGCAGAAGCGUGCAAAUUCGCGAAUUGAAGAACUGCGAGCAAAGUUGUAAGAAAUUAAACAAUAGUACGGGAAUCAGGGUACCACACUUCGGGUAGUUAGUAAUCGAUGUUAUAAACGACUGGCAAGCGCAAUAUUUUACUUUUCCUGUUUUUUAUUUUGUCCGGGCACAGCGUAAUGUUUAUUUUUUCGUAAUAAAAACAAAUAAUCUUGGUGAUUGUAAAACAACAAU